Messenger RNA from Capronia coronata CBS 617.96, 1608 nucleotides. RefSeq lists its product as uncharacterized. The record is from RefSeq and is a predicted model, not a curated record. Gene Ontology annotation, biological process: transmembrane transport; carbohydrate transport. The transcript has 4 exons. Lineage: Eukaryota; Fungi; Ascomycota; Eurotiomycetes; Chaetothyriales; Herpotrichiellaceae. Gene Ontology annotation, molecular function: carbohydrate:proton symporter activity. Bases 1 to 1608 code for a protein of 535 amino acids. Gene Ontology annotation, cellular component: membrane.
AUGACUUUCCUCUUUAAGAAACCGGCAGACAUGCCCGGAUCUGCCGUGCCUGCGAUCCUCAUCGGAUGCUUCGUUGCAUUUGGCGGUGUUCUCUUCGGCUACGAUACGGGGACGAUCGGAGGAAUUUUAGCAAUGAAAUACUGGCGCAAGCUCUUCUCCACAGGAUACAUCAACCCGAAAGACCACCACGCCGACGUGACUGCAUCGCAGACGUCGGAAAUCGUGUCGAUCCUGUCGGCGGGCACGUUUUUCGGCGCUCUAUUCAGUGCCCCUCUAGCAGACAGGUUAGGACGGCGAUGGGCGAUGAUCUUCAACACCGGGGUCUUCACAUUCGGCGUAAUCCUGCAGACGAUCGCGACGCAAAUCCCGUUAUUCGUAGCCGGGCGGUUCUUCGCCGGUCUAGGCGUCGGACUCUUGAGCGCCACGAUCCCGCUGUACCAGUCUGAAACGGCACCGAAAUGGAUCCGAGGCGCCAUCGUAGGGUGCUACCAAUGGGCCAUCACGCUUGGCCUGUUUCUUGCCGCGAUCGUGCUCAAUUCCACAAAGGACAAAAACGACACAGGGUCCUACCGCAUCCCUGUCGCCGUGCAGUUCGCAUGGGCGAUUAUUUUGGUGGCAGGCAUGCUCAUCCUGCCCGAGACGCCGCGGUUCUUGAUCAAAAAGGGCAAAGGAGCGGCUGCGGCAAAGUCCCUGUCCCGACUGCGUCGGUUGCCCGUCGACCACCCGGCGCUGAUGGAAGAGCUGGCCGAGAUCCAAGCGAACCACGAAUACGAACUGACCAUGGGCACGGCGUCGUAUCUGGCCUGCUUCCAGGCGCCGAUCAGAAAGAGACUGUUCACCGGCAUGGCGCUGCAGGCCCUGCAGCAGUUGACCGGCGUCAACUUCAUCUUCUACUACGGCACGACGUAUUUCACCAGCGCGGGCAUCAAUAACCCCUUCACUGUCUCCGUCAUCACCUGUGUCGUCAACAUCUGCAGCACCGUCCCAGGCCUAUAUCUAGUCGAACGCUGGGGUCGGCGCCCGCUCCUCAUGUUCGGCGCCGUCGGCAUGUCCGUGUGCCAGCUCAUCGUUGGCAGCGUGGGCACGGCUCGCCCGGACGAGUCGGCCGCGGGAAACGCCUUGAUCGCCUUUGUCUGUCUCUACAUCUUCUUCUUCGCUUGCAGUUGGGGCCCGUGUGCUUGGGUUGUGACCGGUGAGAUCUUCCCGCUCAAAGCUCGUGCAAAGGGCUUGUCCAUGACCACGGCUUCCAACUGGCUUCUCAACUGGGCCAUCGCCUACGCCACUCCGUACAUGGUCAAUGCAGGACCAGGAAAUGCAAACCUCGGCUCCAAAGUCUUCUUCAUCUGGGGCGCCUUCUGCUGCGUAUGCAUGGCCUUCGUCUAUUUCUGCAUCUACGAAACCAAAGGCCUGUCCCUGGAACAGGUCGACGAACUGUACGCUAAAGUCUCCUCCGCCAAGAACUCGGCCGGGUUUGUGCCUACCGUGCAUUUCGUCGAUGUCAAGGGGGUCGGCGCCUCGGAGGCCAGGCGCAGUACUUUGGCGGAUUUGGAGUUGGCCGCGGUGAGGAGGAAGAGUUCGAUAGUCCAUCAGGAAUAUUUGAAGUCUUGA